CCGCGGUUGGGAUUACGCUCUCCGAGGCCUGCUGUCUUGGGGCGGCUGCAGGCCAAAGACACAGCAACGACCAGGACCGGAGGAGCUCUAGGCCAAAGGGGUGAGCCAGCCAGGAUCCCGGGACCCUUCAUCGCCUGAGGCCAGCGAGAGGAAAUGAAACAGGCGGGAACUGGCGGGGGAGGGAGGGUACUAGCGGAAGGUGUCAUGGCGGCCGCACGGUGGGUCACGUGCCCCCGAAGGCCCGCCUUGGUACUUCCCGUCACGUGCCCACAGAGUUCUCGCAGCCAGCGAUGGAGGCGAGACCCCCCAGUAACAGAGGCGGUGGCGACAGCGGCGGCUGUUGGGUUUCAGCCUCUUUCCGGCAGUGUUUCUAAGAAGCGCAGCGGAACUCGACCCAACCCAGCCUUGUUAUUUACUCUCUGCCCAAGACCGUAGCUCCCACCUGCACCUUCUAGCCAUCAUGGCAACUUCAUCUGAAGAAGUUUUGCUGAUUGUGAAGAAGGUGCGUCAAAAGAAGCAAGAUGGAGCUCUGUACCUCAUGGCAGAAAGAAUUGCUUGGGCACCUGAAGGCAAAGAUAGAUUUACAAUCAGCCAUAUGUAUGCGGAUAUUAAAUGCCAGAAAAUAAGUCCAGAAGGAAAAGCUAAAAUUCAACUUCAGCUGGUCCUACAUGCAGGGGACACAACUAACUUCCAUUUUUCCAAUGAAAGCACAGCAGUGAAAGAACGAGAUGCAGUUAAAGACCUUCUACAACAGCUGCUGCCCAAAUUCAAAAGGAAAGCAAAUAAGGAACUGGAAGAGAAAAACAGAAUGCUGCAAGAAGAUCCUGUUUUGUUUCAGCUUUACAAAGAUCUUGUCGUGAGUCAAGUGAUCAGUGCUGAGGAAUUCUGGGCCAAUCGUUUAUGUGUGAAUGCAACAGAGAGUUCUUCCACAUCCAAUCAUAAGCAGGAUGUUGGUAUUUCUGCAGCAUUUCUGGCUGAUGUCCGGCCCCAAACAGAUGGAUGUAAUGGUCUGAGAUACAAUUUAACCUCUGAUAUCAUUGAGUCCAUAUUUAGGACCUAUCCAGCUGUAAAAAUGAAAUAUGCAGAAAAUGUUCCCCACAACAUGACAGAAAAAGAAUUCUGGACACGUUUUUUCCAGUCACAUUAUUUCCACAGGGAUCGGCUAAAUACAGGGUCAAAGGACCUCUUUGCAGAAUGUGCCAAAAUAGAUGAAAAAGGGUUAAAAACAAUGGUUUCGUUAGGAGUGAAAAACCCACUACUUGAUUUGACAGCUUUGGAAGAUAAACCAUUAGAUGAGGGCUAUGGCAUUUCCUCUGUGCCAUCUACUUCUAAUUCUAAAUCCAUGAAAGAGAAUAGUAAUGCUGCCAUCAUCAAGAGAUUUAACCAUCACAGUGCCAUGGUCCUGGCAGCAGGUCUCAGGAAACAAGAAGCACAAAAUGAACAAAAUGGUGAGCCCAGCAGCACUGAUGGAAAUUCCGGAGAUGCAGACUGCUUUCAGCCAGCAGUCAAAAGGGCGAAGUUACAAGAGUCCAUUGAGUAUGAAGACUUGGGAAAAAAUAAUUCCAUAAAAACAAUUGCACUGAACCUCAAGAAGUCAGAUAGGUAUUAUCAUGGUCCAACUCCAAUCCAGUCACUACAGUAUGCAACAAGUCAGGACAUUAUUAAUUCUUUUCAAAGCAUUAGACAAGAAAUGGAAGCUUAUACACCCAAAUUAACUCAGGUUCUCUCAAGUAGUGCUGCCAGUAGCACCGUCACAGCACUGUCACCUGGAGGAGCGCUUAUGCAGGGAGGGACACAGCGAGCCAUAAACCAGAUGGUGCCAAGUGAUAUUCAGUCUGAAUUGAAACACCUGUAUGUGGCUGUUGGGGAACUUUUACGGCACUUCUGGUCCUGCUUUCCUGUUAACACACCAUUCCUAGAAGAAAAGGUAGUGAAAAUGAAGAGUAAUUUGGAACGAUUUCAAGUUACAAAGCUCUGCCCAUUCCAAGAAAAAAUUCGGAGACAGUAUUUAAGCACAAAUUUGGUAAGUCACAUAGAAGAGAUGCUCCAGACGGCCUACAACAAGCUGCAUACAUGGCAGUCACGGCGUCUGCUGAAGAAAACGUGAAGUGUCUGUGGCUCUCACAGGUUUUGUGAGAUUGAGAGAACUGUGACCUGCAUUGACUCUGGAAACAUGGCCUGACAGACAUGCCGACGAUCUCACAGAAGUGACAAGAAACAUCUGCACCACGCCGUCUCUCGGAGCUGAUGUGUUGAACUUGCACAUUAUGAACUGAAAGGAAAGGAGCUGUGAUUAAACUAAAACCUGGGGAGGUAAAUUAAAGCAGAACCAAAAUGAGCUAAGUUACUAUAUAUAUGUGUGUGUGUGUGUGUGUGUGUGUACACACACACACACACACAUAUAUUUUUGUAAAAGAAACUGUUUACUGCAGUUACUCAGGAACUGCUUUUGAUUAACAUUAAGCUGCUUUCAGAAAUUUAAAAAAAACAAUACUUUUUAAAAGGGUGCAUUGAUAAAAUCUGAGGUUUUUGUUUUUCUGUGUAAAUUUUUUUUUGCUAUGUUUAUGGCACAGGGUACACCUUAAGUAUUUCUCCUCCAUUCUCCACAUGGAUCCUCAAGUUUUACUGAAUUCUAGUUGUACUUUAUUUACAUCAGCAAGUUAAAGAGAGUACUUUAAAAUAAAGCAGAGGAAGACUGUUGCUCAACCACCAGGAAACAGUUGUAGUCAGAAGACAUCAUUGGUCCUGUGUUUCCUACGGAAAUAAGAAAAAAGUAAAUGUUGCACUGAAUGUUUGUGGUUUUGAGUCCCUAAGUGAUAAAGAGGGAACAUACUUGCAGAAAGUCGUGUGUGGGAUUUUUAUGCAGUAUUUUGUCAGAAGACAAUGGCACUGCAUGUUUUUCUUUGAGUGCAAAUGUACAUUGCUAAGAUUUUUUUUUUAAAGAUGGCAUGUGCUUUGAGAAGAGGAAAUUGCAUUUUUAAGAAUUUAAAAAUCUUAUGAGUGAGAAAUAUAAGAAAUCUUACUUAUUUUCACCUCUUUAGAAAACAAUAAAAGAUGUUUCUCAUACCUCCUUUUCUCUGUAUCUGACUGCUACUGUCCUGGGCGAAUCAAUAAUCAUUGCGUAGUGACUGGAAACCUGAAUGCAAAAAAAGCAUAUGUUCUUGUUUCUGGCAUCUGCGCCAUAUUGUAUUCUGAAGGGAUCAACUCACUGUUCUCAAAAGGCUUUUGGUGUCGUGUAUUAAAAAAUCACAGAAAAAAGUAAAA
This is a messenger RNA of Manis javanica (Malayan pangolin), 3264 nucleotides long. RefSeq names its product general transcription factor IIH subunit 1 (gene GTF2H1). Gene Ontology annotation, cellular component: transcription factor TFIIH core complex. Lineage: Eukaryota; Metazoa; Chordata; Mammalia; Pholidota; Manidae. Gene Ontology annotation, biological process: DNA-templated transcription; nucleotide-excision repair. The record is from RefSeq and is a predicted model, not a curated record.